Nothobranchius furzeri (turquoise killifish) is the source of this 3062-nucleotide messenger RNA. NCBI's taxonomy places the organism in Eukaryota, Metazoa, Chordata, Actinopteri, Cyprinodontiformes, Nothobranchiidae. The record is from RefSeq and is a predicted model, not a curated record.
AGACCGACGUCGUGACGCAAUCAACGAGCGACGGCGGCUUGAAUUAUUGUUUCUUCAAAUUGUGGCCAGACAGAUCUCAGUUUAAUAUUUUAUAGGCAAGGUGGUGUUCAGCGACCUUUAUUUCGACUUUUUGCAGCAUUUACAGCCUUUCCAAACUUAAAUACCUUCGAAUACUGACUCACAGCGCCUUCAUGUUGAGACGUCUUCUACUUCCCUUUGAAAAUGGAGGAAAUCGCUGCUUUGUGUUUUUGCUGCAGCUAGCUCGGUCGGCUAGCUCCAAGGAAAUGGAAAACUUAUGAAGAACUUUGUGAAAUUUCCUAUUAGACUUAAUUAGUUCGCUUGAUGAUUAGGAGACUAUGGUGCUGUUGUAUGACUGAAAGCUCCGUCAUCUUCCUCUGUUCCCCAGAACAACCACUUUUCUGAAAGUCUGCAAGAGAAUAAAUACUUGGAGGGAAGUGUGAGGAAAUUAUCAAGGAAGAAUAAAUAAUCCACAAUAGUAACCAACCAUAUAACUGACUGGGAGACGAGGACAGAAGUGUGGAGCGGAGGCACUGGGGAUGGGGUUGGAGAGCCAAAGGCGAUCGUCAUGGUUCACAGCAAUUCUUCUUCUCCAAUGAAAACAACGCCGUCUGCCUCAUCUCACCAAACAGGCCGAACUUCAACCCCUGAUUCUUCUCGGGCUCCAUCUGAUGGAAAUCCUCCUGUCCCGACCACAGCAACAGCAUUACAGUCUAAGUCAAGACUAGCGUCUGUCAGGGGGUCUGCACAGACACCGACCCCUGCUCAAGGCCUUGUCAAUGGCCGUACAUCAGGCAGGAAAAGGACUCCUAAGGCCUGUGAUUGCUGUGGCCCCCACAGUGCAGGACACAAUGUCAAAAGCUCAGAUAGAGGGAGGGGGGCGCAGAGAGGAAGGGGAAGGGGGAGAGGGAGAGGAGCUGUCAAGGACCUUGAGGAUACUCCUAAAAGGAAAGUGGAGCAGUUGAAGGUAAUCAAGAACUUCGAUUUAGCCAAGGCGAAGGUAAAGACAACAGAGAAUAAAGAUAACCCACAGGAGGCUCUGCAAACAUCUGUACAAGUGGCUGAUACACAGUCACAAACCCUCCCUCCUAAGCCUGUCUCAGCCACCUCACAAGAUGGACCAAUUACAAACUGUGCUUCUGCAAGUAUGGGGGCUGCACAGGGUGUGUUGAUGACACAGUCAGGGGUUGUUGGUGCGGCAGAGAAAGGAGGUGGUGAGAAAAGGGACGGUGUCACAAAAGUGCCAGUACAGGAUAGAACGAGCUCUUUAGCAGGCAGAGGUCGAGGUAGAGGGCAAGGGAACCUCAUGGCUGCAUCAAAAGUGGAAGUUAACAUUCAAGUAAGAAGCAGGGGAAGAGGUCGUCUCGGUUCAGGAACAGGUGCCUUAGCUCACUCAGCGUUAGUGAUGGAACCAGAGGGAAAACAAGACUCACGGGUGGACCAAAAUGACACCGGCUUAGCUAAAUGUCUGCUUGGAAACGGAGACAUGGUAAGCCUGUCUGACUCGGAUGAAGAAAUGAAAGACGACACCAUAAUUGUGAGUGAACCUGCAGAUGAGCUUCUGUUAAUCUCAAUGCAGUCAACUCCUGCUUCAAGAUUAGAAUCGUCCCAAAGCCUUGACUCUGAGAUGCAGGUGGACCACAUCUCUGACCAAAACCAAAUUUCUGCAUCUCCAACGCUGCCCAACGGGAACACAACCACACCAACAGACCGAGAACACACAUCCUCACCUGCUAACAUGAAAACCUCUAGCUCAGCUUUGGUUCCCCCUCCAGACCCCAUAACAAUGAGCAGCACAGAGUGCCUCGGGGCAUUAAGAGACCACAGACUGUACUGUCACCCUGGAACGUGGGCAAAAGACGAGACGACAGAAGUGGUGGUCACGAAUCCAGCUGAAGAAAACGCGAUUAGUGCAGAUACUCGGAGUAAGAAAGGCCUGGAGCAGCUCACCGACAUGGUUCAUGAGUUUUUGGAGAGCUUCUAUAUAAAAUAUGGCAGCUUCAUUCCUCUUAGUGAAUCUGAUGUCCUGGAGCAUCUGAAAAAGAAAGGCAUCUCUGACUUCAAAAACAGGUUCACACACGCAUGCGUGCGCGCACACACUCACACACACACUCAGGCAGGAAAAGGCAUCAUAAAUCUGACUAAAAUAAGAAUGAAUUGCACCAUUACUGAGACGUAAUUAGUAGCAGAUGUGGACCAAUAUGAUUUUUUAUUGCAGAUGCCAUUAUUAAGAGGUUGUGUUCCGCCAAUGGCCGACAAGUGAACGUCACGGCCAAUAUCUAGAUGUUUUCCAACUUAUUUGCUUGUUAGACUGUCACUAAUAACAUCAGUUGGUGCAGAAUGUUUCUGAAGCUGAUCGGUUUUUGAACACUUCAUUUACCAGCUGUUAAAUCGUAAUUUUGUGCACUGCUCAGUGUUAAAAUCAGACCGCUUAAUAAAGUUUAUUCACACAGCAGGAUUUGGAAUCUCAUUUCCUGAUAUUCGGACAUUUCUCCUCUGAUUGGAUAACAGCAACACGACUCUACCACUGACUCUCCUCUGCAAUGUUGAUGUUUUAUCUCCACAAGUAACACAAACCUGAAGGAGUUCUGCUUUGUGGUGGAGUUGCUAAUGCUAAUAGUUAGCUUCUACUAGCCGAGACGUUCUCUGCUGUUUCCUGGACGUUAAACCAACAACAGCCUUCCCCGUCGUGAGUCAAGAUGGGUGAGUCCAUGAAUGUUAAGUGACAGUGUGACGUAGAUCUGUCAGGAUUUUCUAAUCUUAGUUUCGCUAUCUAUUUUCUAUCAGAAGCUAAUGCAGGAGAUAGGUGGGGAGACUAUUUUUAUGUUCGGCCUGCGUGAAACAUUCAGUGACCGAUUAUAAUCAGAAAUAAAAUAUACAUUUUUUUUCUUCAAACGUUCCACAUGACUCAGCCUCUUACAUACCAGCUCAGUGAUUCCUACUGAAGUCUUCCAUAUUUUCAUGCAAUUUUGUUUGUUUAUUUAGUCACAACAGCCCAAUAAAGUCCAGAAACACUCCUGUCUUAUUUCACCUCACCCUAACCU